Molecule: messenger RNA, 504 nt
Organism: Nicotiana tabacum (common tobacco)
Lineage: Eukaryota; Viridiplantae; Streptophyta; Magnoliopsida; Solanales; Solanaceae
Source: RefSeq, a predicted model, not a curated record
GAUGGUACAAACUCUUGUUUCAAUUUGUUAUGUCCUGCUUUUGUACUUAUAAAUACAGAAAUAGCGGUAGAUUCAAUAAUUUCUCCCGUUUCACAACCUGGAGUGAAGACAUAUGACCUCGAUUUUAACUUAAAUUGGGACCUAAACAAUGGAAAUUGGUGGUUAUUUAUUACAAAUACUCAUACACCAAUUGGUUUUUGGCCUCAAGAGGUGUUUGAUGAUUUUGCGUUUUUUGCAACAAGAGUUGAAUUUGGCGGAGUGGUAUAUAGUGCACCUGGAAUACUUGAACCGCCCAUGGGAUCAGGCUCUUUCCCGGUAGGAAACACUACGCGUGAUGGAUGUUGCAGAAAUAUUACAAUUUUAAAUGAUAAAGGCGAAAAUAUAGACAUAGGUAAAUUGACGACACAUGUAGAUAGUCCUAAUUUAUACAACGCUGUCGAUGUUGAAAAUGCUGGGGAUGAUUGGAAACAUAUGGUUUUGUAUGGUGGACCUGGUGGCUUGUGA